Scatophagus argus is the source of this 8714-nucleotide messenger RNA. RefSeq names its product mbt domain containing 1 (gene mbtd1). Gene Ontology annotation, molecular function: zinc ion binding. The record is from RefSeq and is a predicted model, not a curated record. The coding region runs from base 187 to 2295 and encodes 702 amino acids. Gene Ontology annotation, biological process: regulation of DNA-templated transcription. NCBI's taxonomy places the organism in Eukaryota, Metazoa, Chordata, Actinopteri, Scatophagidae. The transcript has 17 exons. Gene Ontology annotation, cellular component: nucleus.
UGACCAAUCACAUGAAAGUAGGUUACGCUCGCAUAUGCGCAGAAGAAGCGGAGUAAUUUGUUGAUAUCCUGCUUAGUAGUAUUCACCUAGACUUUGGUAUUUCAAAGCCAAUUUUAGCCCCAGUGCAGGGGUUUGAUUUGCAUUUAGCAGCACAGUUAACUAGAACGUUAUCUAUAUGAAGGGCUGAUGGAAGACACAAGGGAUUUGGCUGAACGCACCCCACGUUCAGAGCGUAAGCGGAGAGACUCUUUCGGGAUGUUUGAUGGCUAUGACAGCUGCAGCGAGGAGUCCACCAGCAGCUCCAGCUCAGAGGAUAGUGAAGAUGAGGUUGUGCCCUCCAUCCCUGCCAGCCUGCCCAUCAUUAAGAACAAUGGCCAAGUCUACACCUACCCCGACGGCAAGGCGGGAAUGGCCACUUGUGAGAUGUGUGGCAUGGUUGGAGUACGAGAUGCGUUUUACUCGAAAACCAAGCGUUUCUGCAGUGUUUCCUGUUCUAGGAGUUAUUCCUCAAAUUCAAAAAAAGCUAGCAUCUUGGCAAGACUCCAGGGCAAACCACCUACAAAAAAGGCCAAGGUCUUACAAAAACAGCCUCUUAUGGCAAAGCUGGCAGCUUAUGCCCAGUACCAAGCAAGUCAGCAGAACCAGGCCAAAUCAAAAGCUGUGGUCCCCGCAGAGAGUUUUGACUGGGGUCGGUAUAUCUGUAGCAAUAACACAGCCGGAGCUCCAGUCAGCUGUUUCAAGCAUGCCCCUAUGGGGACAUGCUGGGCCGAUAUAGAAGAAGGAGUGAGGAUUGAAGUGGUCAACUCUGACAUCAGUCUCUCCACUAAAGUGUACUGGAUAGCAGAAAUAAUUAAGCUAGCAGGGUUCAAGGCUCUCCUGCGGUAUGAAGGCUUUGACAACGACAGCAGCAAGGACUUCUGGUGUAAUCUCUGCAUCCCUGAGGUGCACCCGGUGGGAUGGUGCGCUUCAAGUGGCAAACCCCUUGUACCUCCAAAAAGCAUACAACAUAAGUACUCUAACUGGAAAGCCUUUCUUGUGAAGCGUCUCACUGGAACUAAAACACUGCCACCUGACUUUAGUGCCAAGGUACAUGAGAACAUGCAGUUCCCCUUUAAGAAGCUGAUGCGGGUAGAGGUGGUAGAUAAGAACUACCUGUGCCGGACACGGGUGGCGCUGGUGGAGCAGGUGAUCGGAGGUCGCCUCAGGCUGGUCUAUGAGGAGUGCCAAGACAGUUCAGAUGACUUCUGGUGCCAUAUGUUCAGCCCCCUCAUCCAUAAUAUAGGCUGGUCCCGCAGCAUAGGCCAUCGCUUCAAACGAUCCGAUAUUUCAAAGAAAAUUGAGGGUCAAGUUGAUGCUCCUCCACAGUUAUUCCAGAAGGUGAAAGAUGUGGACCAGAAUGGGGACUGGUUCAAAGAAGGGAUGAAGUUAGAAGCCAUUGACCCCCUCAACCUCUCAGCUAUAUGUGUAGCCACUGUAAGAAAGGUGUUGGCAGACGGGUACCUCAUGAUCGGGAUCGAUGGUUCGGAGGCAGUGGACGGAUCAGACUGGUUCUGCUACCACAGCACCUCCCCUUCCAUCUUCCCUGUCGGCUUCUGUGAAAUCAACAACAUUGAACUCACGCCCCCUAGAGGGUACACUAAACUGCCAUUUAAAUGGUUUGACUACCUCAGAGAAACGGGUUCAAUAGCUGCUCCUGUCAAGCUCUUUAACAAGGAGGUUCCCAAUCAUGGUUUCCGGCAAGGUAUGAAGCUGGAGGCCGUUGAUCUAAUGGAACCACGGCUGGUGUGUGUUGCCACGGUGACGAGGAUUGUGCACCGGCUACUGAGGAUCCACUUUGAUGGCUGGGAGGAUGAGUAUGACCAGUGGGUGGACUGCGAGUCUCCUGACCUCUACCCUGUGGGCUGGUGUCAGCUGACGGGCUACCAGCUCCAACCCCCCGCCUCACAGAGUAACAGGGAAAUGCCUCAGUCUGUACCCAAGCAGAAGAAAAAGGCCCAGCAGUACAAAGGACAAAAGAAAAAGAGGAAGAUUCCGGUUGGUCGGCGGCCCUUCAGUCAGGCAGGCAGGAGGAGGAGCAGCUUCUCAGGGGACGAAGAGCAGAGUCCGCCCCCUUACCCUGCCCAGGGGCCCACUCGGCCCCGACCCCGAACACACCUCCACCAAACGCACAAAUCAGAGUCUCUCCUGCGAAUGAAAGUGGAGACGGCCGAGGUGGACGAGUUUACCUUCUCACAGGGCACCUCUGACCAGGAGAGCAACGGCUCUGGCAGCUACUACAUCAAACAGGAGCCCUGAGGUCACGAGGUCAGGCCAGAGCAGGACAAACUGAGUCAGGACCCACUUUUGGAAAACUCUAGCUAGGAUCAGAAACGCAGAGAGUCAAACUUGCCUCGAAUCACACUCAGACCAAUGCCACAGGCCUUCUAUGGAGUCAGUACACGAGAUGAUGACGACGAGGAGAAGGGCAUCGUUUUCAUUCUUCUGAAAAAUCCUGAAGGGAACAAUUUUCUAACCUUGUAGCUGUGUGCGUGCACAUAAUCACUCACAAAACCUUUAUGAUUGAGGGGUUGGAAAGUACCCAGGAUCGGGCCUGGGUCGCAAUUGUUAUGGGCAUUUACCACCCUCGGGUGACGCAACAUCAUUUUCUCCUCUCCAGUCUGAAACAUCCAACUGAACCGGAAAUGUCUGGAUGGAUUAAAAAAAAAAAAAAACAACAGCUUUUCUUCAGUCCUACAAGUUGACAUCAGCCCACCCUGCCUCUGCCACAAUCUGGACCGCGCACAGAGACCUGUAGAAACUGUGAGAACCAUUUAUUGAGCCAGGUCUUAAGUUUGUUUGUUUGUUGUUGUUUUUUUUUUUUUUCGUUUUGUUUUUCCCCCCCCCUUUUGUUUGUUUUGAUUUGUUUUCAGGUCAGAGAGUCAGCCACUGAACGACCUGAAGACAGAAGAGACCCUGGCAUUGAGAGGGCAGAGUUGUUUAUAUUUUGAUUAUUUUCUUCUGAACAAUAUUGCCAGGUGGACUUUUACUUUGUUAAUAGUACUUGAAGUUUUUUUUUUUUCCCCUUUGAUUUUGGAGUUGUUUUUGUCUUAAUGUACUUAUUUUUGCAUUUAUAUUUUUGGUGGCUGUGUGGGAAUCUAAAUGUUCAUUGUUUCUUAAGUGACUAUAUUCAUAUAGUAUGUGGAGACCUAUUCAAAUAGAACUACAGAUUAUGAAUAUUAAGGAUUGUGAUUUGAAGAGAGCUCUUAGUGCAGCACUGCUCAGCAUUACUGAUAAUAUCUUUCCUUUUUUUUUUUUUUUAGUUUUGUUUCUUCCAAUGUUGGAAUGAAGAUUUCCACAGCCGCAUUCAUUUCCUAUUCAAACAUUACAGAAGGUCUGAUUCAGGCUCAUUAGUUUCAUUCAUACUACUACUUUGUUACCAGCUCCAGCUUCCAGAUUCCAUCAGGGUCACCACAAUGACAUAGAUGCUGUGAAACUAAUAGGGCUGCAACUAAAAUGUUUUCAUUAUGGAUCCAUUUUUUUGAUUAUUUGUUGAUUAAUACUUUGAAAAAAAUGUGAAAUGCCCAUAUCAGUUUAUAAAUACAAAUAUUCAGUUGACACUGAGAUAAGAAGCACAGCCUUAUCAUUUCAUUUGAGAAGCUGGAAGCAGUGUCUUUAAGGGCAUUUUUAAACUAUUAAUCAGUUAUUGAGAUUAUUGAUAAAUUCUCUUAUCAGUUAUUCUACUAAUUGUUUCAAGCUGCACUUGCUGCCUUUGGAAGAGCUGCUUGUUUAUUGAAAAAAAAAAUCUACAUGGUGCAGCUUUAAACAGUAAUGCAUCUCAAAAAGAUGCUGCUCAGACUCACCUUACUGUUGUUUUAUUUAAUCACAUUGCAUUGGCCUUUCACUUUCGUUCUUAAUAUUCUUCAGCCACAAUAAAUGGACAUUGUGGGAAUUUUUUUUACAGCCACUUUAAUGUUCGAUUUUUGACCUGUAACACCCCUCCCCCAUACAACCAUACAACCUUUCCCUCACGGUCCAGCUGGUUAAACUGCCUGUAGGUUACUAUACAUUAUAUAAGCCAGGAAGCCAGGAUAAGCUUAAUCAAGAGAGCACAUAUCUAAUGAGCUAACUGUGUCGGAUGGCUUUGAUAGCUCAGUGUGGAGCUUUAGGGACUCAUCGCAGUAAUCAGAACUCCCAUAAUACCACUGACUGUGGAUUAGUAACUGCUCUAACAAGAAUUCAGCAUUGCUGAUGAGGCCAGGAGAUUUAAGAGGUUUUUUUUUUUCCCUGUAUAAAAAAUAGCCCUCGCAGUUAUCAUUUUGAGUAUGUGAGGGAAUUGGUGCUGUAAUGUUGAAUUGAAAUUAUGAAGCUGUGGAGAUGAUGAAAAGCUUUUUUUUUCAUUUGAAACAAAAUCACCUUAGUUUUAAAGAAGAAAGAAGGAAGUACUAAAUGAGAAACAAAUUUGCAGAGUGUAAGUGAGCAACAGGAUUUGUUGUAGUAAAGAGAAACCUUACUGGUAUGAUAGGGUAUACUCUGACAUAUUAUUCCCACUGUCCAACUCUACAAUAUGUACUCAGAACUUUACAGUUUGGAUGUAGCUGCUGUCAGAAAGGAACCAGUCUUUGUCAGACACACCGACAACACAUCUGACCAGUGUUGGCCUCAUAUCAGCCCAACUGUAUAGUGUAUUGAAAUGGUGGGGAUGCGGGUGGGUGCAUCAUUUAUAUACCAUCAAAGGUUGCAGUACAGCAGUAAUUCAGAUUGCAGACAACAAGCGUUUCUGCUCUGCUUUGGACCAUGUCUGCUGUAUACCUACAGGGUACCCAGGUACCCAUCUGGAACUCAUUUAUAUGGAGUCUGGAGUAUGCCAUCAGAAUAAUUAGCAAAGCAAGUUAAGCUAUGCUUAACCCAGUGUUAAAUUAUAGUUAAUGAAUACAUUUAAAAAAAAUAAUUCUAGUUUUUUAAUUAAAAAUAAAUAAAAAUAUAUUGGAAAAAAGAACUGCAGAUUCAUGCGAACAUUUUCUUAUUCUGUCUGUAAAUUCUAAAAUGGAAUGGCAGAAUUAAAAGAGACCAUAUUUCGGUAGCGUGCUGCUUACGCAACAUUAAAUGAAGGAGUUCUGACUCCUAAGUUACUAAAUAGAAUAACAACGUAAAGAUUGAAAGUCCAAGAAAUUCUGCAAUUCCAUUUUAAAAUGUAGCUGUAAACAUAAUUAAAAUAUAAGACAGCAUAAGAAUAAUGAAAUACAGUUAUUAAUUUCCAGAUUACUGGAUUUCAUUUCAUUUUUAUUUGAUGCAUCACUUAAAUGUAAAUUCAGUUCUUUGAAAAUUUUUGAUAAAUGUAUCAAUUGACUAUGAUCAAACAUCGAAAUUGUGGCACACUCAAAACUCCAUACAUUCAGCGUUGGUAGCGUCAAACUUUCUGUCAUCUAAAAUAAGACUCCUGUUGGACUCCUGUGAUGUUAACAGAAAAACUUUCUCAUCAUCAGUUGUUUUGUUGUCCAAAUGAGAAAAAUAAUAUGUUAAAUAUUUUAUUAGGUUAAUAUGCAAAGCAUUAGUGUUUUUCUAUUGCUUAGGUUGUUCACAUGUCAGAGCCAUAUGUAUGCAAGCUAGUUUAUUAUUCACCUGAGCCACAGAAUUACAGGUUUGUUGUUAAUAAUGAAACAUGAACAAUGCACUGCUUUUCCAAUAGUCUCUGAGGGCAACAUUCACAUAUGACGCCAGGGUCUAAAAGUGGCAUAAAUACAUAGAUUCUAUAUAGAUAUAUAGAUAUAUAUAUAUAUAUAUGUAUAUGUUCUUCAUGACUAUGAUGGUAUGGAGCGACAAAUGCUGAUUAGUCAGAAAUCCAUGCUUGGAUGUGGAAAAGACAAGACUCCUUUCAUUGUUCUUAGAGCUAGAUUUUUGCAGCUGUUGAUGUACUACCUCCUGAUGCUAGCCACGUUUAGCUAAGACAAGAGUGUGAAAUAGACUAUGGCAGUGUGUUAGCAUAUGCAAAUGAAAAUGAUUACCUAAAACGAUCCACUUGAAAACUAGACACCAAACACAUAAGAAUUUUAUCACAGGACAUGAGCUUGUCUUCUAAUUUGAAUGAUGCAAUAAUAAAAGAUUCCCAUAUUAUUUUGUUAUGUUAAAUAAAACUUAUAGCACCCUCAUGAUCACUACAUUAAUAUAAUUUCCAUAUGAGAUAAUUUAACAAAAUGGUAUUGUAUAACUGUGAUUUGUGUGAGCUAGGGUUCAUAUACAGAAUACUUGGUGUAUGGCCGAAGGCUGUAAUGAAAUGCAGAGCAGAUUUAAACUUCUCAGCGACAGUAAAAGAUCCAUAAUUUCUCUUUCUACCAGUAAGGUUCAUGAUUCAAUUCUCAGGAAGUUUGUGUUUUUUGUAUUUUUUCUUCCUUUCCUUUUUGGGCUGUGGGGGUUGUAACUACAAGUCUGAAUCAGCUGCGGUUUAAAAGCUCAAAGGUGUCUUCAUGUGCAUCUCACUGUUGAAGCAAAUAAUUACUGUAAUAACUAGAAUUGUCCAAGCAACCGAAAUAGCAAUCAUACUGGAUACUUGGAAUGCUGAAAUUGAAAUGCUAUAGAAUUUGUAGCAUUUACAUAUAACUCUGAAAAUUUGAAUCCAGUUGUAUGUAUUUUUCCGAAUACUCAGCAAUUAAGUUUUGGAGUUAAUUAAAAAAAGCUUGAAAAUCAUAUUUUUGAAAUCAAGGCAUUUGACAUUAAAAUGUUUUUAAAAUAAAAUAGGUUUUAAAGAUGAAAAUCCUAAGAGAAGAUCAAACUCAUGGUUUUCAGAGUAAAAUAUAUUACUAGUAUGAAUUUAAUGGUAUUUAAAAGUCAAUAUUUAGUUUUCACUUCUGUUAAGUUUCACAUUCAGCUAUUCUGUUGCUUUCUAGAUUCCAGUUAUUAUGAAGCUUAUUGGCUUCCAUACUAUUCAAACAACAAAGGUCUUAUCUCACUUACCAUUUCAUAUAUUUUUAUCUGUGUUUUGUAGCAUUUGAAUCUGUCUUCAUGUUAAAUUCUACAUGUGAGUGACAAAACACACGGAUGUUUGUUGCUUAUUUUGGACUCAUUUGCUUUUUGUAGAUUCCUGUUUUCCUUUUUUUCCUCAAGGAGAUGUGAUAUUUGUUGUCUGCCAGUUUUUUUUAUUUUGUCUCCUGAUCAGAUUGGAUACAAAGCUCAGCUAAAACACGAAACUUCACAGACCAAAUGAGCAAUAAAAACAGUGUCUCACAAUCAUUUGAAGCAGAUAGGUUAGAUGGGAUUUAUUUUCCUUUGUUGCUGGAAGGCAGAAAGAAGUAUUAAAAUACUUCAUGACCAAACUGCAUUAAUAUCUUAGUACAAAAAAAGACUGUUCUGUGACUAACUGCUGCUACCUUCCUCUAUAUUAACCCUAAAUAAUCAAAUGCACAAUCAACAGUUUUGGAUCUUCUGUUCCUCACUUUCCCUUGUAGAUAUUAAGCUCUCUUGUUUCACCUUGAUCCCCAAAUCUAAAAAUGAAACAAGUUUGCCCUCCACCCACAGGGCAUCAAUAGCUGGAGAUUGAAUUGAGGAUUGGGUGCACUGAUCAACUGAAUGCAUGUAAAACAGAAUGCGUCGUGCUGAUGUCGUGCUGAGCUUGUUCUUUUCGUUGUGACCGUCAUUGGUUGUUCUUCAGUCAGUCUGUGUUUUUCCUCCUCCACUGUGAUCAGAAAACAUGUUGAGGCUCAUCUCUGUCAAGGAAAGAAAAAAAAAAAUGACGUUAAAAUUUGACAUAAUAAAAUAAUAGUGCUAAAUAGAAGUUUUUGAAUAAAAUUAAGUGGUUCCAAAAAAAAAUUUAGAUUUAUUAAGGUGAAAUUCUAGUUUAAUCUUGCCUACUUUUGUAAUCUUAACUUAAAUUUGGACAUACCAUCUGCAUUUCAUGAUUUUUUACUCACUAUCAAAAUUUUGGCUUGGAUUUGAAUUUUUUGCUCAUGUUCUCAUAAUUUUCUUAGGAAUCAAAAACUUCAAAUGCAUAACACAUCCCUUACUGACUCAAGCUUUGACUUGCCAUCUGAUAAUUUUGACUAACCAUGAGUAUGUUUAUCUUUCCUUUUCUUUCUUUUUUUUUUCUUUCCGUGGCGUUAAUGGGCUUCUGCAGGAGGACUGGGUUGUGGUUGCGGAGGUCUUUCUGCACCUAAACUGGUUCUUCCAGAUGUGGGCAGUGAUGAGGAGCAAGCUGGAGUUGGAUAUUUGUUUUUUCCUUGGAUACUAACACGGGUCUUUUGUAUGUGAUAGCGUGCCCCUCCCCCACCCCACCUCCCCACCCCUGAUUAUAUUAAACAAUUAUAUUGUGGUGCUAUAUAUAUUUGAUAAAAAUGACUAAAUGUAUUGGGAUUGCUAUUGUCUGAAAAUAAUUGUGAGUUGAGAGGGUUAUGGUGCAAAAUUUAUUUUGGAUACAAAUGAAAAAAAAAAAAUCUAUGUUAAUAGUUCUAAAUCUAUUGAUAUUAACACUGACCCCUGAGGUACAUUAUUGCAGUUGCAGUUUAAAGUUUGUACAUCUUUUUGAUAGUGUAUACCAGUUUCCUUUCAUAUGGUAAAUUUGUGCUGUGAUCAAGCUUUGAUAGACUUUGUAAAUAAAGCCAAAUGUUUGGAUCAUAAUAUUGGUUGUAAUGAAUGGCUUCUUUGUUUACAAGCAUUGCAAACUGUUUCCGCAUGGCUGUGAAAGUUUAUCUGGUGAUUUUUGUAAGAUCUGACUUUUACACUGAAUAAAAAAGGCUUAUGACUUCAAA